AAAGCUGUUCAAACUCCACCACAUUUUGUUUCCAAUCAGUAUAUUUUUAUUCAACAUCAUGUUUUACGAAAAAGUCAACACUAGUGACCCAGAUCAAAUUGAACUCAAAGGUGUCAACGGCCAAAAUUCAGAAAAAGAGAAAUCGCAAAACGGCGAGGCUAAUGGUCUUAGUCAUGACGAAAAACCAAAAAAUGGUGAAAUUGAGACGAAUGAGGCGCAGGAGGAGAAAAUCCGCUAUCCAAAAUCUGUAUUCUUCAUCAUCAGUAACGAAUUUUGCGAAAGAUUCAGUUUCUAUGGAAUGCGAACCAUCCUGAGUCUCUACCUAAAAGACAUACUGCUGUACUCAGAAAGUGAUUCAACUAUCAUUUACCACGUGUUCACUACGAUGGCUUAUUUUUUUCCUUUACUUGGAGCUAUUGUCUCUGACAGCUGGUUAGGAAAAUUUCGAACUAUUCUAUACGUAUCAAUGAUCUACGCUUGCGGAAAUAUACUACUGGCUCUAUCUUCUGCUAAACCCAUAGGAAUACCACAAGCCCCAUUUUCUUUGGUGGCUUUAUUAUUAAUAGCCAUAGGAACUGGAGGAAUAAAACCUUGCGUCUCCUCGUUUGGAGGUGACCAGUUUGUCAUACCACAACAAGAACAACAACUGGUAGCUUUCUUCUCUGUAUUUUAUUUUGCGAUAAAUGCGGGAAGUUUAAUAUCAACAUUUUUAACUCCUGUACUACGCGAAGAUGUUCAUUGUUUCGGAGACGAAAACUGUUAUCCUCUCGCCUUUGCCAUCCCUGGAAUACUCAUGAUUGUUUCAAUAGUAAUCUUCUUCCUUGGAAUGCCUUUAUACAAAAUCAGAAAGCCGGAAGGAAAUGUCGUCGUUCAAGUAGUCAAGUGCAUCUGGUACGCAGCUAGGAAAAACCGUAAAUCAAAAGAGAAACGUGAUCAUUGGAUGGAUCACGCUGAAGAAAAAUACGGUAGGACCUUAGUCGAAGACAUAAAAAUCACGUUAAAGGUUUUGGUGGUAUUCAUUCCUCUGCCCAUUUUUUGGUCACUUUAUGACCAACAAGGCAGCAGGUGGACGUUCCAGGCUACUAGAAUGGACGGACGGUUGGGUGCUACCACAAUUCUACCCGAUCAAAUGCAAGUUAUAAACCCAAUUUUGAUCCUGCUCUUCAUUCCUCUUUUUACCUACGGCGUUUAUCCCUUCCUUGCUAAAUUCAACUUCCUUACGACGCCACUAAGGAGGAUGGUCUGGGGAGGAUUUUUCGCUGCGGCAGCAUAUGCUGUGUCAGCUGGAGUUGCGGCUGUCUUAGAAGCGUCGGAUCCGGUACUGCCUUCUGAUGGUCUUUGCCAACUGAGAAUUUACAAUCCGUACAAUUGCAAUGGAACAUUUGCGAUAGAUAAUGUGCUUCCAGCGACAAAUAUUGGGAGUUUUGGAUAUGAUAAUCUGGAGGUGGAUUGUUAUGGCACCAAAAACUACACGUAUAGUUUCAACCAUUGUCUAUUGCCAAGUACUAAUGCUACGGGAACAGUUGAGCUGACAGAAGCUACAGGUUAUGUUUUCUACCCUUCUAUGGAUGGUCUUAUACAACUUGUAGAUGACAUAAACAAACCUGAGGAUGGAUUACCUAAAAUAAGAACUUUGGUAGGCAAUCCGUCCAAAAAUUAUACAAUAACAUUCUGGGAUGAGGACGAAGUAGGAUUACAAUUUACAUCCGGAAACAGUUCGCUUUUUUCAAUAGACCCUGGCACUUACGCAGUAGGAAAUUCUGAAUAUGAACUUAAUUUAGGGGGCGUUUACACAGCAGUGGCACAACUAACUGAUGACAGCAAGGCGAUAAAAGAAAUACACUUCUAUGAAAUCACUCAAUCAAACAAUGUUCACAUUCUGUGGCAAGUACCGCAGUACCUCAUUAUCACCGGAGCUGAAAUUCUUUUUUCCAUCACUGGGUUAGAAUUUUCUUAUUCUCAAGCCCCUCCUUCCAUGAAGUCUGUUUUAACAUCUGCCUUCCUUCUAACCAGUGCGGUUGGAAAUAUCAUCAUCAUUAUUAUUGAAUCAAUCAAAAUCUUUGACAGGAUGUCGUACGAUUUUCUACUUUACGUUGGACUGAUGGUUGCCGAUAUGAUUAUUUUCACUUUUAUAGCGUCUAGAUAUAAAUACCCAGAAAAGAAAGACACUAAUGAAAGUGUCGAUGGUGAUAAUGUUAAACCCGAAAAACGACUGAGUCAUCAGUCGGCCAAAGAAUAAACAUUAACUUUAAACACAAUCACUGGAUUCAACAAGACUCUGACUUUUAUAUUUCAGCAGUAAUUUUUUACUUUUUGUUAUACCAGUCAGUAUAUCAAGCCUUACGAAAAUUUAAUCCAUGUGAUCUACGAAAAUAGAAAGAUAGUUGAUAUCUUUUGAUCUUGGGUACAAAAAAAUAUAUAUAUUUUUGAUAUUGAGCGUAUAAAAGGAUUACUGUAAAUGACGUUUUCGAUUGCUUGAUGUAUCUCUUGUGUAAGUUUGGUAAACGGGUAUUUUUGUUAUACCUUUUUACUUUUUUACUAUACGUUAAAUUAUUUUAUUAAGAAUAUAUACGUAUAUGUGAUGAUCUAUUGUAGUUCUUCAAGAACACUAAGUCAGUUUAACUGUAAAAAGCAUUGUACAUAGAUAUAAAUAAAGUUAAGUUUGUAAUAUUUUCCGCAAAACUAAUGGACCCAUACAAACUGUAAAAAUUGCGGUCACAGUUUGUUAUAGGUAUAAUAUAUCAACGGACAUAAUAAUAUUUACUUACAAGGACUCUAUAAAUAUUUCAGAAAUGAUAACAAAACUUUAUCAGUGGAAUUGGACGUGUGGGGACAAGUAGAAAAAACAUAUUCCGACUAAUUUUAAGUUACAAUUUCUAGAUGGUGAUAUCGAUGCAAACUUUCCGAUAUAACUUACACUGAAAAUUCUAUACCUAACAAGGUGAUCACUAAUCACACAAAAUAAUUGUUGAAUAUAAUGAUAUUUGAAAUA
This is a messenger RNA of Zophobas morio, 2992 nucleotides long. Its product is annotated as peptide transporter family 1. Gene Ontology annotation, molecular function: dipeptide transmembrane transporter activity. Gene Ontology annotation, cellular component: plasma membrane. The coding region runs from base 59 to 2239 and encodes 726 amino acids. NCBI's taxonomy places the organism in Eukaryota, Metazoa, Arthropoda, Insecta, Coleoptera, Tenebrionidae. Gene Ontology annotation, biological process: dipeptide import across plasma membrane. The record is from RefSeq and is a predicted model, not a curated record. The transcript is spliced from 9 exons.